AUGGCGAAUAGCAAUUUUAUUGAUGCUGGUGAUGCUGAAUUGACUCAGAUUGGCUUUGUUUUCAUCACGGUUUCCGGUAUAAUAGCGUUAUUCAUCAUUCUAGUGGUUUGGUCACGUUGGGACAAUAGUAAAGUGAAAUCGGGUGACAAAAGCGAAUCAUCCGAAGAGCAGUCCGAAGAGGAAGCUGCAAAAGAAUCUUUGAAACCAAAUCCAUUCAGGAAAACGGCAGUGAAGUCGGCUAGGUAUAAGGGGGAUAAGACUCGUGAUGUUUUAUACGACCAUCCGUGGUUGCUGACGACGCUUAAGGGGCACGUAGGACGUGUACUUGAUGUCGAUUUCUCAUCAAAUGGUAAAUUUUUAGCAUCAAUUGGAGAGGAUCGUUCAUUAUUUCUGUGGCACACAAAGGAUUUCGGCGAUAAAGAGCAUAAGUUUGCAAGAGGAGCCGUUGAACUGGAUAAUGCUAAACGGCUAACGUUUGGUCCUGAUUCAAAAAGUGUCCUUCUUUCACUGAAUACCGCAAACAAGUUAGCCGUUUAUAAACUUAAACGCAAGGAUGAUUCAUCGCAAUCGUACAAAUUCUUUCCUGUUGAAAAUGUUGAUUUUCCCGAAGUGCAUGUCAGAGAUAUCGGUUACAAUGGAAUCUCUUGUAACGGUAAAUUUGUGAUGUCAUCAUCAGAUGACAAUAAAUUGGUAAUAUACUCGCUCAGCGGAAGUAAGCUGAAAGUGGUUGAACCAAAAUUGAAUAUCCUCUAUGAAGCAUCUAUCUCUCCUUGUGGACGCUUUGUCGCUGCUUCUGGCUUCACACCUGAUGUUGUCGUUUUUGAGGCUUUAUGCGAUAAUUCGAAGGAAUUCGUAGAUUUGAAACGAGCAUACGAGCUAAAAGGACAUUCAUCAGGCGUUCUGUCAUUCUCGUUCAAUCAGAAUUCAAGCCGUUGUGUAACUGCUUCUAAAGAUGGAACGUGGAAAAUUUUUGAUACAGAUAUACGUUACAAUUUAGGACAAGAAGCAAGCAUUAUUUCGAGUGGCGAAUGGGACAUUUUGCGAAAUGCGCCGCCCGAAACCGUAUAUGCGGUUAUGAGUCCUUCGGGGCACAGUUUUGCUAUUGGAGCUAAUCGGCAUGUUCGUCUGUUUAGCACGCUGCAACCUGAAAAAGAGUUCAGGCUAAUGCUUGAUGUGCAUCAAGCUCCGUUGUGCCGUGUUCGAAUGAGUCCAUGCGGACUGAUGAUAGCGACUUGUGGUGAUCGGCAUAUAAGAGUGUUUCAUAAUGUGGCGGAAUACUACAGUUCAGUGGUUUCACUUGAACAUGCAAUUCGAGAAUCCAGACAAGAGGCGAAGACAAGACGACUUCAGGAACAACUAGAAGAAGCCAGACGAAAGCUUGCUACCGUAUACAAAUAG
Messenger RNA from Anisakis simplex (herring worm), 1398 nucleotides. The record is from the annotation of a GenBank genome assembly. NCBI's taxonomy places the organism in Eukaryota, Metazoa, Nematoda, Chromadorea, Rhabditida, Anisakidae.